Molecule: messenger RNA, 394 nt
Organism: Acaulospora colombiana
Lineage: Eukaryota; Fungi; Glomeromycota; Glomeromycetes; Diversisporales; Acaulosporaceae
Source: the annotation of a GenBank genome assembly
UGAAUGCUCCAGCUCCUCCUCAAGGAUCUGCAAAACGUCCGCGGAAGAGUCACUAUGAUCUCUACCGUGAAGUUGUGCGCCGAGCAAAUGCCACCCGUCAGCAAAGCGUUCAGGAGUCUGUGGCAUUAUUAGCCCUUGCGCAAUCAUCGCCGUUCCUGAGUCAUCUCCCAUCCCCAAUCUCUCGGAUAUCAUCCCUGGUGUCCGCUCAUGCACCAGCCCUGAGACGUGUUGCAUCCGCUCGGGUGGAUGAGGCUUCCAGACAGCCAUCACGGGUACUGACCCGCUCUCGAACUAUUUCGACGCCACUUCCGCCUGUCCCCAUUCGCUCAAAUGCUGGAUCAUCCCAAGGCCGUGUUACUAAAAUUAAACAAGAGCUGAUGAAAUUCACUCGACC